Molecule: messenger RNA, 666 nt
Organism: Protobothrops mucrosquamatus (brown spotted pit viper)
Lineage: Eukaryota; Metazoa; Chordata; Lepidosauria; Squamata; Viperidae
Product: myocyte-specific enhancer factor 2B-like
Exons: 5
Coding region: 1-666 (221 amino acids)
Biological process (GO): positive regulation of transcription by RNA polymerase II
Molecular function (GO): RNA polymerase II cis-regulatory region sequence-specific DNA binding; protein dimerization activity; DNA-binding transcription factor activity, RNA polymerase II-specific
Source: RefSeq, a predicted model, not a curated record
AUGGGCCGAAAAAAGAUACAGAUUAGCCGAAUCUUGGACCAACGGAACCGGCAGGUCACGUUCACCAAGAGGAAGUUUGGGUUGAUGAAAAAGGCCUACGAGCUCAGCGUCCUGUGUGACUGUGAGAUCGCCCUGAUCAUUUUCAACAGCACCAACCGGCUCUUCCAGUAUGCCAGCACGGACAUGGACAAGGUUCUCUUGAAGUACACGGAGUACAGCGAACCCCACGAGAGUCGAACCAACUCGGAUAUUCUGGAGACCCUGAAACGAAAAGGCCUGGGCUUUGAAGGUGCAGAACUGGAUCUUGUAGAAGCUUUGGAUCCAGCUGAGAAACUGAGGCAGCUUGAUGAAGGAAUGGACCUUAGAUUAGCCCGUCCAAAACUGAGCUCGGCUGCUUCCCUGUCGAGUCUCGAGGGGGCAUCCAUGGGAACUCCCCAAUCCGGGAGCGAGGGUGGUGUGUGCAAUUCAGCUGAAUCUCCUGUUCAACAGAACCGUCUGCAGCAGUUCAGGCCGACUCUUCCCAAAGCAGCCUUCCCUUCGGUGCGGUCUCCAGCCACCCUUGGACCAGGUAUGGUCCACACAGGGUUUCUAGGUGUGAAUGAAAAACCUCAUCUCAUACUGUUCAAGGCCAAUCCUAGUGAGCUUCUGGCACCUAUGCUUGCUUAA